AUGCCUCCCAGGCCCAGACCCCCUCCCAUCCCCAGGCCCCCGCCCGGUCACGCUCGGAAUCCCUUUUGGGACCCCGAGCAGGCCAACGGCCAGCCUCAGUGGGUGCCCUUCGGUCACCCCAUCCUGAGCGCGUUUAGUCAAGACGACGAGGACGACUCGGGAGAUUUCUGCGCGGACACCCACCCUCGCCCAGUGUCCUCUGCAGGCAUCCCGCCCGGGUAUGCUGCAUCUUCGUUCAAUCCGAAUGUGCCGUCCAAUGCUGCGCGUGGACCCCUCUCUGAGUAUCCGUCCAAUCCUGGCUUGGGAGUGCCUCCUCCGAGCUUUCCAGCGCAGAUUCCGGCUGAUCCCGCAUCCAACGUCGGAACCCCUUCCAACGCCGGAAUGCCAGGCGAUACUGAUCCGGAGCUUGAGUACCUUGGGCAGAGAACCAUCAAUCAGCCAAACGUGCCUGGCAUCCCGCCUCCCCGGCGUGGCCGCCGUCCCGUCCCGACCCGGGAGGAAACCAUUGGCGAUGUGCAGGACCACCUAUCACGCAAGGGGAUGUACUAUCCCCGCCUCGUUUGGAGCUUCGCCGAUCACGAUCGUUUCAAGCAGGGCCUCAGGGACCUGGCCAAGAGGCAGAACGCCGUCGGUGGUCUGGUGGACAUGCCCCAGGACGAUGCAGCCCUGGAGGAGCUGGCGAGGGACAUGUGCGAGGCCAUAUUCAAUCUCGACCAUAUCGAGUCCGGAGCGACCCGUAACCACCACUCGAAGAAGCGCGGCACUGUUGAAAUCGACAGCGUGGGAGUCAAGUGCGUCAAGGAGAUGGGCCCGUUCCGAGCCGAGAUGCUGGCGUGGGACCUCAUGUGCGCCAUCCGGGACGCCCAGACGGGAAAUCUCGAGCUACCAGACAGCGGCCGGGCCGCGGGGUUCGCGGAAUAUGACACCUUCAUGGGACGAUUUACUGACUUGUUGGAGGUUCUCAGGGUCAACAAAAACCUCGUGAGGGAGGCUCUGGAGUCCGAGCAAGGGCUCCGGAGGAUCGUCGCCGAUCCCUUCGGCGAGCGCGGCAGGAAGGUUACCAACACCUACCUCAACAGGAAGAGGGCGGAGAUGAAGGUUGGCGCCGCUGAACCCGGCUCGAAGCGGGCGAGGCGGGUUAUCGAGGAGGGGCACUUUCCUCCUUACGCACUUACUUGGAUGAAACCCACAACUACCGAGAACCAGCCGCAGACUCGGGCUGGUCAGCCUUUGGCGCAGCCGCAGCGGGGGGGUGCAAGUCUUCAACAGCCUGCCCACAUGCAGCAACAAGGCCAGCAGCCUGGCACCGCCCAGCCUCGUCAGAACCAGCCGCAGAUUCAGGUUGGUCAGGUUAUGGCGCAGCCGCAGCAGCAGGGUGGAGGUUCUCAGCAGCCUGCCCACGUGCAGCAACAAGGCCAGCAGUCUGGUCAGCAGUUCGGCACCGUUCAGCCUCGUGAGAUCCAGCCGAAGGUUGAGGAUGGUCACUUUUUUUACGAGCCACAGCAGCAGGGCGGAAGUCAUCAGCAGCUUGCUCAGCAGCUUCCCCAGCAGCCCGUCACCGCUCAGCCAGGCACUGCUCAGCCUCGUCAGAACCAGCCGCAGACUCAGGUUGGUCAGGUUUCUGAGCAGCCGCUGCAGCAGGGCGGAACUGUUCAGCAGCUUGCUCAGCAACAACGCCAGCAGCCCGUUCGCCAGCCCGGCACCGCUCGGCCUCGCGAGAACCAGGCGCAGCAGCAGGGCGGAAACCUUCAGCAGCCUGCCCAGCUUCAAGGCCAGCAGCCCGGCCAGCAGCCGGCAGCCAUGCCAGGCCCUGAAGGUCUCAGCUUGAUUCGUGAGGCGAUGGCAGAUCCAAGGCUUUCAGAUGAGGCGUUUAUGGACACCCUCGCAAGCGUGGACCCGCCGUUGGGGGGCCCCAGCAGCGCCGACCUGAUAUACAGAGAGUUCGGCGCUGCCCGCGCUGAGCCCGAUGCUCAGCCCGACGCUGAGCCCGGCGACGAGCCCGGCGACGAUCUCGGCCUCGAGUUCGGCUUCGCCGAUCUCGACCCGUCUCUCUACGAGCUACGCGAAGACGAGAGUGGUGGUCGUCGGGGAUGGCUGUAG
Molecule: messenger RNA, 2100 nt
Organism: Diaporthe batatas
Lineage: Eukaryota; Fungi; Ascomycota; Sordariomycetes; Diaporthales; Diaporthaceae
Exons: 4
Coding region: 1-2100 (699 amino acids)
Source: RefSeq, a predicted model, not a curated record